This is a messenger RNA of Mesoplodon densirostris (Blainville's beaked whale), 6065 nucleotides long. It is a transcript of the gene MID1, whose product is annotated as midline 1. The transcript is spliced from 10 exons. Gene Ontology annotation, molecular function: zinc ion binding; protein binding. NCBI's taxonomy places the organism in Eukaryota, Metazoa, Chordata, Mammalia, Artiodactyla, Ziphiidae. Bases 333 to 2336 code for a protein of 667 amino acids. The record is from RefSeq and is a predicted model, not a curated record.
GAGCCAGGCGGUCGUCGCUUCCCUGCGCCCGACUUUUCAUAGGCUAGGAAGCAAAGCUUGAGAAACUUGACGUUGUCUUGGGCAGAGUGCGUGUAGCAACAGAUCAAAGAAAAAGAGGAAGAAAACGUGCUCCCAGCUGCCGGGGGAUCUCGCUGAGUUGCUUUUGUCUUGCGGGCUUCUGUUGGGUUUGGUGUUUCCCCCUGGAAGACCGCUGCGUGGGCUUCGAGGCGGCUCGCUCCCUGCCGGAUGGGUGAUGGAAGUCUAAACAUGAGGCAGAUAGCUGAUCAGCUUCCUUGGAUUUUGCUGAUGACCCAGGAGAGCUUUGCCUGAAGAUGGAAACACUGGAGUCGGAGCUGACCUGCCCUAUUUGUCUGGAGCUUUUUGAGGACCCCCUUCUGCUCCCCUGCGCACACAGCCUCUGCUUCAACUGCGCCCACCGCAUCCUGGUGUCACACUGCGCAACCAACGAGUCUGUGGAGUCCAUCACCGCCUUCCAGUGCCCCACCUGCCGACAUGUCAUCACGCUCAGCCAGCGAGGUCUAGACGGGCUCAAGCGCAACGUCACCCUGCAGAAUAUCAUCGACAGGUUCCAGAAAGCCUCGGUGAGCGGGCCCAAUUCCCCCAGCGAGACCCGCCGGGAGCGGCCGUUCGACGCCAACAGCAUGACUUCGGCCGAGAAAGUCCUCUGCCAGUUCUGUGACCAGGAUCCUGCCCAAGACGCCGUGAAGACCUGUGUCACUUGUGAAGUGUCCUACUGUGACGAGUGCCUGAAAGCCACUCACCCGAACAAGAAGCCCUUUACAGGCCACCGUCUGAUUGAGCCCAUCCCGGACUCGCACAUCCGGGGGCUGAUGUGCCUGGAGCACGAGGAUGAGAAGGUGAAUAUGUACUGCGUGACCGAUGACCAGUUAAUCUGUGCCUUGUGUAAACUGGUCGGGCGGCACCGAGAUCAUCAGGUGGCAGCUUUGAGUGAGCGCUAUGACAAAUUGAAGCAAAACUUAGAGAGUAACCUCACCAACCUUAUUAAGAGGAACACGGAACUGGAGACGCUCUUGGCUAAACUCAUACAAACAUGUCAACAUGUGGAGGUCAAUGCAUCACGUCAAGAAGCCAAAUUGAUGGAGGAGUGUGAUCUUCUUAUUGAGAUCAUUCAGCAAAGACGACAGAUUAUUGGAACCAAGAUCAAAGAAGGGAAGGUGAUGAGGCUUCGCAAACUGGCUCAGCAGAUUGCAAACUGCAAACAGUGCAUUGAGCGGUCGGCAUCCCUGAUCUCCCAAGCGGAACACUCUCUGAAGGAGAAUGAUCACGCGCGUUUCCUACAGACGGCGAAGAAUAUCACGGAGAGAGUCUCCAUGGCAACGGCAUCAUCCCAGGUGCUAAUUCCUGAAAUCAACCUCAACGACACAUUUGACACCUUUGCCUUAGAUUUUUCCCGAGAGAAGAAAUUGCUAGAAUGUCUGGAUUACCUUACAGCUCCCAACCCUCCCACAAUUAGAGAAGAGCUCUGCACGGCUUCCUAUGACACCAUCACCGUUCACUGGACCUCCGAUGACGAAUUUAGUGUGGUUUCCUACGAGCUCCAGUACACCAUAUUCACCGGACAAGCCAAUGUUGUGAGUCUGUGUAACUCGGCCGAUAGCUGGAUGAUCGUGCCCAACAUCAAGCAGAACCACUACACCGUCCACGGUCUGCAGAGCGGCACCAAGUACAUCUUUAUUGUCAAGGCCAUCAACCAGGCGGGCAGCCGCAGCAGUGAGCCUGGGAAGUUGAAGACAAACAGCCAACCAUUUAAACUGGACCCCAAAUCUGCACAUCGCAAGCUAAAGGUGUCCCACGAUAACUUGACAGUAGAACGUGAUGAGUCAUCAUCCAAAAAGAGCCACACGCCUGAACGCUUCACCAGCCAAGGCAGCUACGGCGUAGCUGGAAACGUGUUCAUUGACAGUGGCCGGCAUUACUGGGAAGUGGUCAUAAGCGGAAGCACAUGGUAUGCCAUUGGCCUCGCGUACAAAUCAGCCCCAAAGCAUGAGUGGAUUGGCAAGAACUCUGCUUCGUGGGCGCUGUGCCGCUGCCACAACACCUGGGUGGUGAGACACAACAGCAAGGAGAUCCCCAUCGAGCCAGCCCCCCACCUCCGGCGCGUCGGCAUCCUGCUGGACUACGAUAACGGCUCCAUCGCGUUCUACGAUGCCUUGAACUCCAUCCACCUCUACACUUUUGACAUCACAUUCUCGCAGCCUGUGUGCCCCACCUUCACCGUGUGGAACAAAUGUCUGACCAUCAUAACCGGCCUUCCCAUCCCAGACCAUCUAGACUGCACAGAGCAGCUACCGUGAGCACAUGGCCGCGCGGAGCUGUUUUCCGGGGAAUCGAAAGGGUGGUGGCCACCGUUUCGGGGACACAGAAAACACAGGCUUCCAGAAUGUGAUUAAAUCUCACCAAAAAGUAUCCAGAAAUCAGCUAAGAUAGGACUCCAAAUGGGCGAUUCCUCCCUUUCACUGUGUUUUGUAUCAAGUAGAGGCUUUAAUAAUUUCUUCACCUUUUUUUUUUGUAUUUACAGGAGAAUUUAUAGAUUAUUUAUAAAAGGAACAUAACCAGGAUUACAACUCUUAGGAAUUCUCUGGUUUUGCACAUUAGGAGGCCCGUAAGUGUACCAGCUCUUGACCACCUGUAUUUCAGCACAGUCUCUGGGCUCGAGAAAAACGUUUUGUGUGCUUAUCUACCUUCUCACAUCCUAUGUCCUACGGAUCCCGUGGGAAGUCCUGUCACCCCAACACUGCGUAACAGUAUGCAACUAUUUUCAAAAUAAAAAAUAGUUUUGAAUCUAGUAGGGAAGUAAACAGGCUUUCUUACUCUGGUUUAUCUUGAAGUGUUCUAACUCUGAUGUCAGCAAAAUUUAUUGGGUCAAGUAGGAUGGAGAGAGCAAGAGAGAGAAUGGAAAGACUUGACUUGGGAGCUUGGAACCUGCCAUAGUGAAAUCUGUAAUUACCCUCCGAUGGCUCGUGGGAUGAUGCUGGAAAGAAAGGUUCUGAAACCUUCGGCCACACAUUGCCCUGUUUUUCCCAGGAUUAAGGAUGCUGGGAGAACAUGAAGAAUGAGAUUGCAGUUGAAAAAAGUCGCCUUGAAUCCUACUGAUUAUUCAAAAAUUCAGGCUGAUUUGCGUUUCCUCGGAAGUGGGAUUCUGUGACGUGAUAGAAAUCUAUUUCCUUUUAAUAGUUUCUUUAGGCCUGUGAAAUUCCUUCACUAUGUUUAAUAGCUGUCUUGUGUCCCCCCCUCCCCCGAAUAAUUUUUGUCUCUGGGGCUGAGGAAAUAAACCUUUUCCGUCACAAAUGGCAAUACCAGUUUGGAUCGAUUUUGGUCUCCAGGACAUCAACACGUGGUCCCAACUGCCACUACCACAUCCAACUGUAAGUCACCCGCAAAACACUUAAUAUAUAUGAGUUGGUAAUGACAAGGGACAUUGCAUAAAGUACUGUUCUCCAGUAUACGUGCCUCAAAAGUUAUUAUAAACAGACUUUUAUGAAACACAUCUUGAAAGAUGUAGAAGUCCCUUUAUUCUAGUGUAGUUUACCAUAGAGUUGUAAGAAAAAGCAAAAAAAAUCAAACUCACUAUUCCCACUCCGGAACCUGCUCGUAGAACCUGCUAACGCCAUGUCAGAUGGGGUGCUUGGCAUGCUGACCUGACACGUCGGAGCGGUCCGUGAAUUAAGACUUUCCUAAGCCAUCCUUGGACUUGGGCCAGGAAUCUGGCAUUGGUUCUACCUUGACGAAGGGCGUGACAUCUGUCAACCAUUUCAUUUGCUAAAAUAUUUAUCUGGGCUAUGGGGUUGGCCGUUUUGACUGAACAGACUGGGGGAUUUAGACAUUGUAUUUACUGAUUUUGUUUUUGAGCAAAUCAACCAACCAACUGUUUCUUGGAAAUUCGUCCAUAGACCCACUGUUGCAGCAUCGUGUUAUGUGAUGACGACUCUGGACUUCAUGGGUGGCUUUCCUGGUGCUCCUGCCUCCUCACUGGCAGAUGCGCUCCUUUUUCUUAACAGAUAGAUUCUAUAUAUUUACUAUAUUAUUUAUACCCAGAUGAAUAUUUUGAUAGCGACUUAGGACAAUUUCACAUCUAAAAGACGGACGCCUCAAUGGAAAAAAAAACAUUAAUCAUUCUCUGGAAACUUAAUGGGACUUUUUUUCUUCUUACAAUAUAAAAACAAUGUGCAUUGGCCUUCCCUGAAUAAACCAAAAGGGUUGGCUUAGUAAUUUUUACAUACUUUUUUGGUAGCUGAAUAAUGGAUAUUUUCAUGCACUUUGUACACUAACAGGUUUUAAAUAAAAGGGUCUACAACUCAGCUUCUGAGGUUCUUAAAAUCAUGGUCUCCAGGUACAAGAAAUGCUCCAGUUUGCCUUAUGAUGUUAAUCUAAAGCAUUUACAAGGACAAUAUUUCCAUGAAUUAUAAUGCUUUUCAAUAUGAAGAAGUUACUACUCCAACUUUCACUGAAAGCCAUUUAGGUUAUGUUUUGGCUAUUUUUAUAAGGACAAGAGGAAUUAUGUAUCAUUUUGUUGUGGAAGUGUCACUCUUUGCUAACUUAAAAACAUUGUGGAUAAUAGCAAUUACUGUUUCCAUGUUGUCAUAUUUACAGGAAAAUAUGUAUAUGAUGAAAGGCCACAGUGUUUACUUUCAUUACUGUAAUGAUGUAGAAAGAUUCCCAUGUGGAUUUUCUUUGAAAGCCAGAAAAAUAUAUGCUAUAAACAUUUGCUGCAGUACAAUUCUUUAAACAGAUUGGGGGCACGGCAUUUUGUUUUUGAGGUUCUUACUUCACAGGAAGCACCGCAAUAUAGGGGAGAAAGAGCUGGCAAUGCCAAUUACAUGAAUACACAAAAGUGAUGCAGCGGCAACCAAUGAAUGCUACCAGGUCCGACGUCAUGGGUGUGUGAACAGUGCUAGAACCAUCUUGAAGAGCUUAAUAAUGUUUGGACAAGGGGGCCUGCGUUUUCAUUUUGCUCUGGGCCUUGCAAAUUAUGUGGCCAGUCCUCAUAACAGAACUCAGAAACAUGGUACCUCUCUCUUUCUGGUGGAUACAAAUGAAGAAGCCUGGAUCCCAUGUCACAAGUGGCUGGCCAUAUUAAUUCAAGUAGGAAUCUAGAUGGAUGAAGAUGAGAGUGGGCUUGGGUGAAGAUUUUCUUUCCAGCUUUAAAAGAAAAUGACUUCAAAAACUGCACAUAUUGAUGACAGUUUCUGCUGGAGAAGAGGAAAAGGCCUGAGGACGAAGAGGCAUUUUAUCAUGGUACUGAGAUCUAGAGACUUCCUGAGGAACCGAACCAGCGCCCCCCAGUGGACGCGGCAUUCCAUUUUGGCUCCAGGCACAUAUGCAGGGCCUGCAGAGAGACCCACAUGUCUGGGAGCAUACAUGUGCUUUCGGUGUUGGGAACCUGAUGGUCUGGUUUAAAAAGCAUACAGAGACGCUAAUGGGGGCGGGAGAAUGUUUCUAAAAUAGCGCUUCUGAACCAAGGGGCGAUAUGGUAAUGCCUGGAGUCGUCUUUGGUUGGCCCAGCUUGGGGGAAGUGCUACUGGCAUCUAGUGGGUAGAGACCAGGGCUGCUGCUCCGAGGCUGUGCUACGCUUUGUAAGAUGCUACGACAAAGAAUUAUCCGGCCCAAGAUAUCAAUCGUGCCGCAGAUGAGAAACUCUUAUUUUGGUUUGGUUUGGUUUUUUAAAUCAGAACCCUCACAAAAUUUUUUUUUUCCUGUAAUUGAUUCAAUGCCUGGUAUAUCAGAAAGAAAAGAAAGGGGGCACCAAAACCUUCACUGCAGUGGCUCCUUCCCUUUAAAAAAAAAUAUUUACAAAAUUGCUUGAAAAAUCUGAAAAGCAAUCCCAAGGGUGUGUAGAUAGAAAUCCCCUGACAAAUGUCACAAAGAUUUGGAUGUGAUUUGCUUUGUUUGGAAACGAAAGGUCUCUGUAUGCUGCUCCUUGCACCCAAACAGACUCAAUCCCUGGUACUUGAGUCACGCUGCCAGGCCCUCAGCCCAGACUCUCCAUUGCUGUUGCUUUCUGGUUGAAAAUAAAAUCAUUUCUG